Molecule: messenger RNA, 3181 nt
Organism: Benincasa hispida (wax gourd)
Lineage: Eukaryota; Viridiplantae; Streptophyta; Magnoliopsida; Cucurbitales; Cucurbitaceae
Product: replication protein A 70 kDa DNA-binding subunit A-like
Biological process (GO): DNA replication; meiotic cell cycle; nucleotide-excision repair
Cellular component (GO): nucleus; DNA replication factor A complex
Molecular function (GO): damaged DNA binding; single-stranded telomeric DNA binding; zinc ion binding
Source: RefSeq, a predicted model, not a curated record
UUUUCGCGGUUUUCAUCGCAAAUUCAUGGCGCUCCCCCAUUUUCUUUCUAGGGUUUUAAAUUUCUGUAACUGAUACUCUCUCGUUUUCCCCCAAUCUUCUUCUUCCUGUCGAUUCCACAUUCUCGGAUUCAAUUCCCAUUUCUCCGAUUGAAUUUUCAUCUUCUAAGAACGAACUAAGUUCUUCGUUGGGGACUUCGAGUUUCGUAACCAUUUCUUGAAAUGGCAGCGUCAAUGGCGCCGUCUAAGCUGACGGAAGGAGCAGUGAUGGUGAUAUGCAAGCGGGAAUCGUCUGCAGAGACGUUUCAGCCGAUUCUACAAGUAAUUGACUUAAAACUGGUUAACACUUCGCAACAAUCGGGCAGCGAGAGGUUCAGAUUGUUGGUUUCUGAUGGAACCCAUUUCCAGCAAGGAAUGCUGGGCACUCAGCUCAAUGAACUGGUUAAGUCCGGGAAGUUACAGAAAGGUUCCAUCGUUCGACUGCGGCAGUAUGUUUGUAACCCCGUUCAAGAACGCCUGAUUAUAAUUGUCAUUGAGUUGGAUGUGAUAGAGGAAAUGUGUGGAAUUAUUGGUGAGCCCGUAUCAGCAACAAAAUCGGCAACAGGUGCAUUUAUUGGAAACUCCCUAUCAUCUGGGGGGGCCCUGGGGGCUUCACCUGGCAGUGGAAUGAUUGGUAAGGUGAAUGUAUCUAGUGCAUCUCUUGAACAGCCUAAAGUGAAUCAAUCACAUGUACCGCAUAUGGGAUCUUAUUCUAACCCUCCUGAGACCGGAAGAUUCUCUGCAUCAGUUGUGCCUCCUCCUUAUCCUAAGACAGAUCCUGGAACAAGGUUUAACGGGCCAUCUCCUUUAACUGGAUCAUAUGGUAAUCAGAAGAUGGCAUAUCACAACAGUGGAUCAGAUAUUCCCAGGCCACCUCUAAAUUCUUAUCCCUGUCCUCAGCCAACAUAUCAACAGCCACCUUCAUUGUACAGUAACAGAGGACCAGUGGCGAAAAAUGAAGCUGCCCCAAGGAUAAUGCCUAUUUCUGCUCUGAACCCUUACCAAGGAAGGUGGACAAUAAAGGCUCGAGUUACUUCAAAAGGAGAACUCAGACACUACAAUAAUCCUCGUGGUGAUGGGAAAGUGUUUUCAUUUGAUUUACUUGAUGCAUACCGUGGAGAAAUACGUGUAACAUGCUUCAAUACAGUAGCUGACCAGUUUUACAACCAGAUUGAAUCUGGUAAAGUCUACUUCAUUUCUAAAGGAAGCUUGAAACCUGCUCAAAAGAACUAUAACCAUCUCAAAUAUGACUACGAAAUAGUUCUUGAAAACACAUCAACAAUCCAACCUUGCUUUGAGGAUGACCAAUCAAUCCCGCAGCAGCAGUUUCAUUUCCAUCAGAUUAGUGAGAUUGAGGGCAUGGACAGCAACAGUGUUGUUGAUGUAAUUGGUGUUGUUUCUUCCAUUAAUCCUGCAACUUCUCUAAUGAGAAAAAAUGGUACUGAGACUCAGAAGAGAUCCCUUCAGUUGAAAGAUAUGUCUGGCCGAAGUGUUGAAUUGACUCUUUGGGGAAACUUCUGUCAAGCGGAAGGGCAAAGAUUGCAAAAUAUGUGUGACUCGGGGUUGUUUCCAGUUUUGGCUGUGAAAUCUAGUAGAGUAAGCGACUUCAAUGGGAAGGCAGUGGGAACCAUUUCAACAAGUCAGCUUUUUGUAGAGCCAGAUUUCCCUGAGGCUCGUACGCUGAGAGAGUGGUUUGAGAAGGAAGGGAGGAGUACUCCUUCUGUCUCUUUAUCCAGGGAAGUUGCCAGUGUGGGCAGAACAGAUGCCCGUAAGACCAUAUCUCAAAUUAAAGAUGAGAGGUUAGGAACCUCUGAAAAGCCAGAUUGGAUCACGGUUAGUGCAACUGUUUCAUUUAUUAAGGUUGACAAUUUCUGUUACACAGCAUGUCCUAUAAUGAUUGGGGACCGACAAUGUAGCAAAAAGGUUACAAAUAAUGGAGAUGGAAAAUGGAGAUGUGACAGGUGUGAUGAGUCUGUUGACGAAUGUGACUACAGGUACAUACUGCAGCUGCAAAUACAGGAUCAUACUGGCUUGACUUGGGUAACUGCAUUUCAAGAAGGUGGUGAGGAGAUCAUGGGCAUACCUGCAAAAAGAUUGUAUUAUUUGAAAUACGAAGAGCAAGAUGAUGAGAAAUUUGCAGAAAUCAUCCGUAAGGUUCUUUUUACAAAAUUUAUAAUGAAGUUGAAAAUAAAGGAAGAGACUUUUAGCGAUGAACAGAGAGUAAGAUCAACAGUGGUGAAAGCAGAAAGCAUUAAUUUUUCGAUGGAGUCCAGGUUUCUUCUAGAUUUGAUGGAAAAACACAGAGCAGAGAACAAUAGUUCUGUUACCCCAAAGGCAGAAAGCGCCAUACACAAUCUUGGAUUUCAUGACCCUGCAUCUGUGAAUAUUGGUGGUGGACAGUUCGUGUCACCUAUUCGAAAUAUUACCAAUGUCGGCAGAGAAUAUGGUACACCCAACCAAGGUAUUCAGUAUGGGAACCAGUACAGCAGCUCUAGGCCUUCUCAAUCCACACCACUUAACUCGAGCACAUACUGCAACAGCUGUGGAGGCUCUGGCCACAGCUCAAUGAACUGCCCGAGUAUCAUGAGCGGUCCUGUGCUCUCUGUUGGAGGGGGGAUGUACUCAAGUCGAUCUUCUGGCCCUUCUGGUGGUGCCUCUGGUGAAUGCUUCAAAUGCCAUCAAACUGGGCAUUGGGCUAGGGAUUGCCCUGGUUUGGCCACUGUCCCUCCAGCUUACGGUAACAGUGGCUUCACGGCUAGAUAAUGCUCAGGGAAGUUCCUAAAUUCUUUGAAUCCCUAGUUUCAUUUUUUUCACUUUCAUUAGAAAAGAUGUUGCAGGAGUAGCGCCGAGGUGGAAAGCGUGGACUUAGCUAGCUUUUUGGGGCCUGAGUUCCUGAAAUUUUCUUGUACAGCUUUUGCUUGGAAAUUAUGUUUUGCAUCUUAGUCUAUUUGUAAUCAUAGUUUGGAGUCUACUUACCUUUGUAGUAAUUUUCCUUUGAUGGCUGCGUUUAUAUUUUGCUAAGUUAAUGUAUCUUUGUACAGUGUUUUAGUUUUCUUUUGCACGUAUUUUUUCUCAAGUUUCUCUAUGGUAUAUAGUGUAGUUGGUCUAUUGAUCAAAUAAAUAGUUUGUGAAAGUUUUUUGUUUA